CGUGUACAGAUCUCAAAAUGUUCUAUUCUGUUCUAUUCUUCGCUGUGUCUUUUAGCUGUGUACUCGCUAAUAGCAAUGAGAUUAAGGAUGGCGGAUCGGAUAGAGGAGCUCACAGCGACCGAGCAGGCCUGUGGUUUGGUCCCAGACUCGGCAAACGGUCCUUAAGAAUAUCCACUGAAGACAACAGACAAGCAUUCUUCAAACUAUUGGAAGCAGCGGACGCAUUGAAAUAUUACUACGACCGAUUGCCUUAUGAGAUGCAGGCAGACGAACCUGAAACUCGAGUUACCAAAAAAGUAAUAUUUACUCCUAAGUUGGGAAGGAGUUUGGCUUACGAUGAUAAAGCAUUUGAGAACGUUGAGUUCACGCCACGAUUGGGAAGACGAUUGGCUGACGAUAUGCCUGCGACGCCUGCUGAUCAAGAACUGUACAGACCAGACCCCGAUCAAAUUGACAGCAGGACGAAAUACUUCUCACCAAGACUCGGCAGGACGAUGAAUUUCUCACCACGACUUGGCAGGGAAUUGUCCUAUGAAAUGUUACCAAGCAAGCUAAGAAUGGUCAGGAGUACCAACAGAACUCAAUCGACGUAAAUCUGACACAAGAGCCCGCCAUUAAAAAUAUAACCUAAAAAUUUAACAAACUAUUGUAUAAUGUAAAAAUAAAUCGCUAUUUUGGACGAAAUAAUGUACUGUUUUUGUAUUAAAUACGUAUUUAGAUAAUAUAAUUUAGUAUUGUAAGAAUAAAUGAGUUUAAUGUAAUU
Molecule: messenger RNA, 763 nt
Organism: Spodoptera litura
Lineage: Eukaryota; Metazoa; Arthropoda; Insecta; Lepidoptera; Noctuidae
Gene: PBAN
Product: pheromone biosynthesis activating neuropeptide
Biological process (GO): neuropeptide signaling pathway; pheromone biosynthetic process
Molecular function (GO): neuropeptide hormone activity
Source: RefSeq, a predicted model, not a curated record